Messenger RNA from Anopheles aquasalis, 1597 nucleotides. RefSeq names its product zinc finger protein Zpr1 (gene Zpr1). Gene Ontology annotation, molecular function: zinc ion binding. Gene Ontology annotation, cellular component: nucleus. NCBI's taxonomy places the organism in Eukaryota, Metazoa, Arthropoda, Insecta, Diptera, Culicidae. The record is from RefSeq and is a predicted model, not a curated record.
GUCGUCACGUUGUUUACCUUCAAUCGGAAAGCGUGCUCAGCGCCGGAUCAUUCCAGAAACUGUAGAAAUUUGCAUUCCCAGUCGAAAACCUUGCCCAAACUGUGUGCUCACUGGCGACUCAAGGAUGGAGACCGCAACCGAACAAAGUGCCGUUUUCCCAAAGCUGAGUGUGGACGAGGAACCGGAGCUUGGAGCAACCGAGAUCGAGUCCAUGUGCAUGAACUGUCAAGAGAAUGGCAUCACGAGGCUGCUGCUGACGCAAAUUCCAUUUUACAAGGAGGUGGUCAUCAUGUCAUUUUCCUGCGAGCACUGCGGAUACGAGAACAACGAGAUACAGCCGGGUGGCGAGAUCGCCCCAAAGGGCAUCAAGAUUUGUACGCAGAUAGAAACGACACGAGAUCUCAAUCGACGCGUGAUCAAGUCUGACUUUUCCUGCGUACGGAUAGAGCAGCUCGAUUUCGAAAUUCCGGCCCAGUCCCAGAAGGGCGAGGUGACGACGGUGGAGGGCAUAAUUGAUCGCGUGGUGCGGGGACUGGAGCAAGAUCAACCGGUCCGUCGGAUACAGCAUCCGGAGGCGGCCUCGCAAAUCGAUGACUUUAUCAGCAAUCUGCAGUCGCUGAAGGAACUGAAGCAACCAUUCACCCUUACGAUUACGGAUAUUUCGGGCAACAGCUUUGUGGAGAACCCAAAAGCCCCGCAGGCAGACCCGGCUACUACGAUCACACACUUUCAGCGAUCGAAGGAGGAAAACCAUCUGCUUGGGAUUUUCACGCACGAUGAAGUGGACGAUAAGCCGGCGGUAGCUGGAGGAGGAGAGUCGAAGCUUGAACCCGUGCCCGAGGAGGUGGACAGCCUGUUGAAACCCAUUCGGGAAGGUGCCUGGCCUCUGGAGGAGUUGCAGGGAGAGGUGCUGCAGUUUCAAACACAGUGCCCCGAAUGUUCGUCGGACUGCGACACCAACAUGAAGGUGACCACGAUACCGCACUUUAAGGAGGUUGUCAUCAUGGCCACGGUUUGCGACAAUUGUGGUUUGCGUACGAACGAGGUGAAGCCGGGCGGUGGUAUCGAGGAGCAGGGCGUCAAGAUUGAGGUAACCGUUCGUGGUCGAAUCGAUUUUGCGCGUGACGUACUGAAAUCGGAAUCGUGCAACCUGCACAUCCGCGAGUUGGAGUGUGAGGUGGGUGCGGGAGCACUUGGUGGUCGCUUCACAACGAUCGAAGGAUUGCUGACGGCGAUGCGCGAACAGCUGGUGGAGAGUACGGGCAUGUUUAUGGACUCGAACGAUGCCGAAACUCGCGAUCGUAUGGACAAGUUUUUCGGACACCUGGAUGAGGCGAUCGCGGGCAACAAACGGUUGACGAUCGUGCUUGAUGAUCCGACCGGUAACAGCUACGUGCAGUCCCUGAACGACGAUGGUACGCCCGAUGAAGCGCUCCGCAUUAUACGAUAUCAUCGUUCGUUCGACCAGAACGAGGAACUUGGGCUUAACGAUAUGAAGACGGAAAACUAUGGCGAGGAAGCGCUCACCGAGGAGCGUGCUGGUGAUGGAGACAGUUAGGCAUCAUCAACGCAGUACGAAAUACAUGUAUGCAAAGUU